CAGACCAUAGAUGACGCAACUUAUGAGGCGCAACUUGUCUCCGAGAUGGAUCGUCUCCGCUCUCGGAUCAACGACGCGGCCGUAUGCCAACUUGCGUCCAGGCUGAAUGGCGGUCGGAAUUGCAGAAUCGAGCACUCGUCCGUGGUUGGACCGGGCGCUCUCAUGGGAAACGCCAACUACCAUGCGCGUAUACGCUUCCAGGACGGCUCCCCCUCGUGGCUCCUUCGAGUGCCGCGAGUGACGGGAUUUGCUGUUAGUCUACCCAUCCCGUUGGCGGACUAUCUGAUAGCUAGCGAGUACGCGACGUUGAAGUUUCUCGAAACCACUGCUGUGCCGGCACCUCGAGCAUUCGACUAUGGCGUAUGCAGCAACGGGACAGAUCAUGGUGUCGGCGUGGCCUUUCUUCUUAUGGAGGAGCUGCCAGGAAGACCCUGGAUAGGCCAAGGUGUGUCGGGUCCAACGGCCACAGACGACGAAAAGGCAAGGAUUUGGAGUGACCUCGCCGAGAUCUUGGCUGAGCUAGAACAUUACCCGUUUCCCAAAGCUGGGUCGCUGUGCUACCAGUCAUGCAACAUUCAAGUCUCAGCUGUAGCAAGCGACAGGUUCGUCGUCCUCACUCCUCACGGCCCAUUUGAUAACUCGACAGCAUAUUAUACUGCCUUUGCCGAGCAGUACUUGGCAUUGAUUGCAGAUGGUCAACUCUACACCGAGUUUCCCAUCGAUGCGUACCUCGUGUACCGCUUUCUGAAAGACAACGUCUCACAGCUAGUCGAACACGGCGGCGAAGCGAAGCCUUUGGAGGACUUCUUCCUAAAGCACGUCGACGACAAAGGCGACCACUUACUUGUCGAUGACGACUUGCACAUCACGGGCAUUAUUGACUGGCAGAUGGCACGUGUCGUGCCGCGACGUGAAGCCUUUGGUCCGUCGCUUGUUACUGCCGACAUGAAUGCGUUGUGUGGUGGAAAGGUUUCGCUCAGUGCCGAUGAUGUUGCUUUGAUGGAUGCGCUGCGGCAAAAGGGCCUCUCUUGGAUGACCAAGUGCGCAGUUGACGAGAAAGCUAGGAGGUUCUUCUGGGGCCUGGCCUUGGAAUCCGAAUGGUUGGAUGCCUUGCCAUUGGCGAUUGCGAUACUGCAAGUCUUUGGGGUCAGCCAAGAUUGGGAGCAGUGGAGGGAGACGGCAUUGAAGGAGUACGAGAGUGACGAACGCCUAAAAGGCCUUGUUGAGCGUUGUCGCCCCUGA
This is a messenger RNA of Trichoderma atroviride IMI 206040, 1242 nucleotides long. RefSeq lists its product as uncharacterized. The record is from RefSeq and is a predicted model, not a curated record. Lineage: Eukaryota; Fungi; Ascomycota; Sordariomycetes; Hypocreales; Hypocreaceae.